Messenger RNA from Manduca sexta (tobacco hornworm), 3798 nucleotides. RefSeq names its product protein ROP. Lineage: Eukaryota; Metazoa; Arthropoda; Insecta; Lepidoptera; Sphingidae. Gene Ontology annotation, cellular component: plasma membrane; secretory granule. The transcript is spliced from 15 exons. The coding region runs from base 92 to 1855 and encodes 587 amino acids. Gene Ontology annotation, molecular function: syntaxin binding. Gene Ontology annotation, biological process: vesicle-mediated transport; intracellular protein transport; neurotransmitter secretion. The record is from RefSeq and is a predicted model, not a curated record.
CAAAUGUGCUGGCUCUUUACCUUGACAUUUUAUGCCCUUUUGAGAGUUGACAUUUGAAAUUUUCGACCUACUCUUUAGUCUACUGUUCAAGAUGGCUCUGAAAGCACUUGUCGGACAAAAGAUUAUGAAUGAGGUGAUCCGCUACCGCGGACCCAAAGGCAAGGAGUCACAACGCAUAGAAUGGAGGGUUCUCAUUGUGGAUCAGCUUUCUAUGCGCAUGGUGUCUGCAUGCUGCAAAAUGCAUGAUAUCUCUGCAGAAGGAAUUACAUUGGUUGAAGAUAUACACAAGAAACGUGAGCCACUGUGCACCAUGGACGGCAUCUAUCUCAUCACACCAUCAGAGAAAUCUGUUCAUGCACUGAUCAACGACUUUUCCGUCGGAAAUCGCAUCAUGUACAAAGCUGCUCACGUGUUUUUUACUGAAGCUUGUCCUGAUGUUCUGUUUGAUGAGUUGUCGCGUAGUCGAGUAUCUAAAUAUAUCAAAACAUUAAAGGAAAUUAACAUUGCAUACAUACCAUAUGAACAGCAGGUGUUCUCUCUGGACUCGCCUGAGACUUUCCAAUGCAUGUAUAACCCGGCGCUAGCUCAGACGCGCAACGCGAACAUGGAGCGUAUCGCCGAACAGAUCGCCACGCUGUGCGCCACGCUCGGAGAAUAUCCCUCCGUGCGAUAUCGCAGUGAUUGGGAACGGAAUGUGGAGCUAGCUCAACUUAUCCAACAAAAGCUAGAUGCCUACAAGGCUGAUGAACCUACAAUGGGUGAAGGUCCAGAGAAGGCUCGAUCUCAACUCCUGGUGUUGGACCGCGGCUUCGACUGCGUGUCGCCCUUGUUACAUGAACUCACUCUGCAAGCCAUGGCCUAUGAUCUGCUGCCGAUUGAAAAUGACGUCUACAAGUACGAGGCGUCCCAAGGCCAGUUGAAGGAGGUACUGCUGGAUGAGAACGACGAGCUGUGGGUGGAGCUCCGACACCAGCACAUCGCCGUCGUGUCUACGUCCGUCACGAAAAACCUCAAGAAAUUCACCGAAUCUAAACGCAUGGGCGGAGGUGACAAACAAUCUAUGCGCGAUCUAUCGCAAAUGAUCAAAAAAAUGCCUCAAUAUCAAAAGGAACUGUCUAAAUACGCCACGCACUUACGCCUCGCUGAAGACUGCAUGAAAUCAUACCAGGGGUACGUCGAUAAACUCUGCAAAGUUGAACAGGAUCUAGCUAUGGGUACUGACGCUGAAGGCGAAAAAAUUAAAGAUCACAUGAGAAGCAUUGUGCCUGUGCUGCUCGAUCAGAAUGUGGUGAACUUCAACAAGAUGCGCAUCAUAGCUCUAUACAUCAUGGCCAAGAACGGCAUCUCGGAGGAGAACCUCAACAAGCUGGUGACGCAUGCGCAACUUGAGCCCUCCGACAAGCAGACAUUGCUCAACCUCGCCAACCUGGGGCUCAACGUGGUCGUCGAUGGUAACAGAAAGAAGCAAUAUCAGGUGCCAAGGAAGGAAAGAAUUACAGAACAGACAUAUCAAAUGUCUCGAUGGACUCCUGUUAUCAAGGAUAUCAUGGAGGACGCCAUUGAUGAUAAACUAGAUCAACGUCACUUCCCCUUCUUGGCUGGACGAGCACAGACCUCUGGCUAUCAAGCACCAACCAGCGUUCGUUAUGGCCAUUGGCACAAGGACAAGGCGCAGCAGACCAUCAAAAAUGUUCCGCGUUUAAUUGUCUUCGUUGUUGGAGGCGUUUGUUUCUCCGAGAUCCGCUGCGCGUACGAGGUGACGGCGGCUCUGAAGAACUGGGAGGUGAUCAUCGGCUCCUCGCACAUCCUCACGCCGGACAACUUCCUCUCCGACCUCAGCUCUCUCACGGCCUAAACCGACACUACUGUGGCUGCGGAUUAUCGAAACAAGUCGUUUGCGUAUGGAGUCAUGAGUACAUUAUUUGGAUUUGUUGACCAACCAGUAACGGAUAUAUUUAGAACUGCAUACCAAACAAACGACGUAUCGGUAAUAUUGCCAUAAAGUAUUUUUCCUUAUUCUACAUACUUAUAGAACUUAGCAGUUACAUUAGCUUGUACUGUGAUUUAAUUUGAUUUCGCAAUACGCAGUGUUACUUAAAACUGUUCAGCGGUAAGACAUACCAAUAUUAGUUGUUUCUGAAAAAAAAAAAUAGCAAUAGUUACACUCAAUAGACACAUAGCAGUUGUUUAAAAUGUAAUGUUGUAUUAAUUAUGUAAUGCCUAGCAAAUUUUAAUCUUUAAAAUAAGAGUACCGAAACGUAUAAUUUAUGGGCGCCUUACUUUAUUUUAUUUGCUAAUUGGGACAUGAAAUUUUCAAUUUAAGGUAUUGAAUAUAUUGUUAUCUUUAUUGUGAUACUAAAAGUACGCAUAAAAUUUUAUAUAUUUAUUAUGUGAUAAUACUUAAUGCCACAAAGGCAGGUUAUUUGUAAUUAUAUAUUUUUCAUGCAGGGCUGAUAUCAAUAUACGACCCGAAUUGCUAUCUUCGAAACAAUGGAAAUGAACCAAUUAGACUAAAGUUGAUUUAAGUGUGUUUGAAUAAAUCAUAGUAAUGGCUUCAUUUUAUUGGUUUAUUUUUGUGCUCGAUUCGAAGAUACCGAUUAGCAACGCUUAUUUGAUUUCGACCGUACCACUAACUAAAUGGCAACAUUUGCAAAUAGUACGGAAGAGUAUUUAAUUUUAGUAUAACAAGUAUUGUUAAUGUUUCUUUCCAAAGAUGUUACAUAAACUAAACAAUGGAUAGCACUUCGGUAUGGCCAGUCUACAGUACAACUUUGUGUUGUGUUAACCAGACACAACCUGUGUACAAUGAGGUAUAUUUUACACCAUAUUCCAACUUCUAACUGAAUUGAAUAGAAAAACUUUCAGAUGUAGGGCAUCAAAUAUAGUUAUAAAAAUGUGCCUCAUUUUCAUUACAUCUGUGCUAAAGUGUGUAAUCCGUGGGUUAGUUUGUCAAAAGUAUAGUGCCUAGUAUUAUCUUUAAGAACAUUGUGUUUUGUUAUUUACAUAAAUAUUUAUAUUAAAGUUUUCUUUAUUCUAUUUAUUGAAUGUUAAUAUUUAAAAAUAUACUGUUGUAUCAUCAUAAUUAUAUAAUCGUCGAAGAAUGUAUUAAAGGAUUAAAGUUUUUUUUUUAGGUAAAAGGAACGACUUAUAAGAAGGAUGUGUGUCGAAUGAAAGGAAUGCUUUUUCGUUUUCUUUAACGCCAAAUGCCUAUAUUUACAAACGAAUAAGCAAAAUAAUAUGUAUGUGGGUGCAGUAAGAACACAUCUAUCACAUAAGAAGCUAAGUGACGUAUUGCAUUGAAGACAUUGUGUCGCUCGUAGUUUUUGAAUCGCUAGUUCUCCUGACUAUUCUCUAGUACUAAAAUGUUAAUCAUAUGCGUGUUAAAAACCUUUUCACUAACAGUGUUUUUGUUUACAUUCCAAUGUGUGUUGUGUUCUACUAGCGUGGAAUACUAAUGUUUGUGUCAUCUACUAAUUACAAUUUACAACACAUUUCUGAAAUACCUUUUUAAAUUUAAUGGUAUGUAAUUAACUUUAGAGUAAUGUAAUACUUAGGUAUAUUCAUUUAAAUAUAAUAGAAGCUUGAGAUAAAGAAUGUCAAACAGUUUGGGUGAUAACAAUCAAAUAGCAAUACAUUGUAGCGAUCAAGUAAAGAAAUCGAUGUGUGUUCCAUCUAGAGUGUUUAAUGUACCUGUAUCAACCGAUCGUGCAAUUAUGUAGGUAAUAUCAUAGUGUAAUAAUCUUAACAUUUUGUCAGUAUUCUAUUGUUAAAUUUCAUUAAAUUAUUUAAUGGGUGUAA